Aspergillus eucalypticola CBS 122712 is the source of this 736-nucleotide messenger RNA. RefSeq lists its product as uncharacterized. The transcript has a single exon. The coding region runs from base 332 to 703 and encodes 123 amino acids. The record is from RefSeq and is a predicted model, not a curated record. Lineage: Eukaryota; Fungi; Ascomycota; Eurotiomycetes; Eurotiales; Aspergillaceae.
CUCCAGAUAAUGACGAUUGAAUGAAUUCAGCCAUACGCCACUAGGUGGCGAGGACGAGGCCAAGGAACUAAGCUGCUCGUGUUCAAUAAGGCUGUACUACGAAGGCAGAUGAGAGGAAAGUAAAUGCAAGAACUGCUGAGUAAGGAAGGGCUAUUAAGUAACUAGUUUUCCAUCGUAGUAACUAACUAGUCCCUGAAUUGGACUGUUGAAUGGGUUUGGGUAGCAUUGCCACUCUGAGGCGCAGAGAUAGUGGACCCAGGGAUCUUACUUUGUAUUACCUUCCACUCAGCCACAUGUUACCAGGCAUCUGAAGAUAUGCAGGGUCCAUUUGAUGCCAUCCCUCUAUUCUCAAUACAGCAGAUUUCCGAACUCCCACCCUUGUCUUGUGGAGAGAUCAACCCAACGGGGCUGCCUGCAUAGCGGAAGCUUAAUCUGUGGUGGGGAGUUGGUGCUCGGCAAGUCUCCUUUCAUCAGCAAAAACUCUCAGUCUCAAUGCUACUGCGCCUUUAUCCUUCUCAAACUCUUAACUCCGAAAAAAUCUCUUUAUCAUAUAUUAAUCCUCUCUUUUCCUCCUUGUUCUGCUCUGACGCCUGGAUUAUUUAUUCACCUUCUGCAGCACCAAGCAGACAGACGUUACGAUAGUCACUGGACUUCGGUUAUCGAUCUUCUGCAGUGUACCGACUUGCAGCUUGUGUUACUUUGACGAGCACCUUGCAUAGUUGUGUUGGCGUGCAAC